UUUACGAUGGCAGUUAAAAAGCAGAAGAAGUCUGCAGAAAAUAUUAAUGCCCGUUUGGCAAUGGUUAUGAAAAGUGGUAAAUACUGCUUGGGAUACAAACAGACGUUGAGGACAUUAAGGUCUGGUAAAGCCAAGUUGGUAAUAAUUGCAAACAAUUCACCUCCUCUCAGAAAGAGUGAAAUAGAGUACUAUGCAAUGUUGGCCAAAACUGGUGUUCACCAUUACAAUGGAAAUAACAUUGAGUUAGGGACAGCGUGUGGUAGACUUUUUAGAGUAUGCUGUCUGUCAAUAACGGACGCUGGGGAUUCCGAUAUAAUAAGGAGCAUGCCGGCUGAAACAGCAUAA
Messenger RNA from Enterobius vermicularis (human pinworm), 345 nucleotides. The record is from the annotation of a GenBank genome assembly. Lineage: Eukaryota; Metazoa; Nematoda; Chromadorea; Rhabditida; Oxyuridae.